GUAGAUAGGCGCGCUAGGUGACGUCAUACAGGAAGUUUUCAGAGCUGGACCAUCGGAGCAUCUUUUGUGGCAACAUCAACCCCUUGCUAACCUGCCACUAAAUAUGACAAGAGCUGAAGGGCAAUUCACUGAACUAAUUCAGGGCUGGACCAUGUGGUGAUGAGCGCUAUGCCAUGCAGAGGAGACACAGCAGCAACACGGAUGGCAUGCCCUCUGAAAGGAGCCGAAGCCAAACUCUGGGCUCAGAGAGCAGCCUAGAUGAGGGUGGCGUGUUUGACUGUCUGAAACCUGACUCACCCGCUUCACCCCAGCAGAUCUUCUCCGGCCUGGUGGGUGUCCCCUCCGGCUCUGUCUCCUCUGCCCAAUUCCAGGCAGCCGGCUUAGUCCUGGGCUCUCCCCCUGAAGUUUUUAUUCAGAUGACUGCAUCGUCGAGAGAAGAAGGGGGCUCCCACCGCACGGAUGGUGGAUCUUUUCUCCCUCGACCGCCCCAGCACCACCAUCACCACCACCACUUCCACCACCAGCCCCUGCAGCACAGGACCUCCUCUCUGCUCCAGCAGGCCACCACAGCAGCUGCCUCAGAGAGGCACAGCUCCAGGGAGGAGGCCCAGGAAGACCCGUCCACCCCGGCCCCAGCCCUGUCUGAGUUGAAGGCAGUAGUCACAUGGCUGCAGAGGGGCUUCCCCUUCAUCCUCAUUCUGCUGGCUAAAGUCUGCUUUCAGCAUAAGCUAGGUAUUGCUGUGUGUGUCGGCAUGGCCUGCACAUUCGCCUAUGCCAAUUCCACGUUUAGGCACCAAGUGUCAUUACGGGAGGAGCGUUCUGUAUUUGUUGCUCUGUGGAUCAUCAUGUUCCUUGCAGGGAAUAUAGUGUAUAUCUACUACACAUUUAGUCACGAGGAGCUGCACAACAGCCUCAUAUUUGCCAAGCCCAACCUCAACAGCUUUGACUUCUUUGAUCUGAUCUGGGCAGUGGGCAUCACUGACUUUGUCCUUAAGUACUUCACCAUCGGCCUGAAAUGCUUUGUCCUCUUUUUGCCCAAGAUUCUCCUGGCCUUCAAAUCCCGGGGCAAGUUCUACCUGCUGAUCGAGGAGCUGAGCCAACUGUUUAGGGCCCUGGUGCCCAUCCAGCUGUGGUACAAAUACAUCAUGGGAGAAGACCCCUCCAACAGUUACUUCCUGGGAGCCACACUAAUCAUCAUCUACAGCCUUUGCAAGUCCUUUGACAUCUGUGGGCGUGUGUCUGCCAUACGCAAGGCCUUGGUAAUGCUCUGCAGCUCCCAGAGUUAUGGAGUGAGGGCAGGCAGUCAGCAGUGCAGUGAGGCAGGCGAUGUCUGUGCUAUUUGUCAGGCUGAUUUCAGAGACCCCAUAGCCCUUCUCUGUCAGCACGUGUUCUGCGAGGAGUGCCUGUGUUUGUGGUUCGACCGGGAGAGAACAUGUCCGCUGUGUCGCUCCACUGUCAUCGAGACCCUGCGAUGCUGGAAGGACGGCACCACCUCGGCUCACUUCCAGAUCUACUAAGCUCUGACAACAUAUUAUAUGCACGCAGAAAGAUGGGAUUGUGCUGUAAUGCGAGUUAGACAACGGUGUGUCAUCUUUCUCUGUUUAUCUUAGCGCGGUGAGUCUUUCAAUCAGGGGAAGCAUAAUCGCAGUAACACACAAUACGUAGGGGGACUUUAAUUUCAGAGGCAUUUGAAAAGGCCAGAACAUAACAUGUGUGUAAAUCACAACGUCUUCAGUGCAGACAAGUUGAGCAUCAUAUGAAGCUGGUGGUGGAGGCCACAGGCACAAACCAAAUUAUCAACAUGGUAUCACUUAAAAGAAACAUAAAGCUGGCCUAUUGUCAGUUUUGCAAUUGGACUGUUGUCAUACAGUUAUGGCAUUUUUGUGUACAUGUAGACUUAGCCACUGUUGUCAACUGUGAACAACAUUUUAUUUUACACUAGACACAUGAUAAAAUGUUACUUUGAUUUAGUGUGGUGAUAAUGUAAAUAGUCACAGCAUUCAGACUAUUUGUUUUUGUAAAUUUGGCACAUUUUUUGGUAUUCUUUAUGAUUUUGUCAUGUCUGUAUAUUGUCUAUAUUAAUCUUUUUUUAAAUUCUACAAUUGGUAUUUAACAUAAGUUGUAUUUGGUAUUUAGUUUAAAAAUUUGUAAUAUUUAUUUGAAAAUGGGAUACCACCCUUUGAACAAAACAAAGUGUCCCGCGGAAUGACUGUAAGUAAAAAAAAAAAAAAAUCACUUCAAACGUGUACUUUCAGAAGGUAAAAAAGUUCUUGGUUAGCAAACGAUAAGGUUAUUUAGAUAUUGAGUAAUGAACAUAAGGUGGUGUGUGACUUUUAAUUACCCAGACGGUAAACAGCACAUAGUGUAAUUGUUUAUGGUGCCAGCCAGGCAUAACAUUUUGUAGAUUUGUAUCAAGUGUGGUGCAGAUAUUGAAGUCGGUAGGAUUUGACUUUCCGUACAUUUCCACUUGCAAUUUCAUAGACGGUGGGGAGCUCAUUUCUGAUUAUCUUCAUUGUUAUUCCCCAUUAAUAUUAUUAAUAUGAAUAAUUUCCUUUAGAAUAAUUCAUUCAUGGGAUGCAUAAUAGACAGUAUGACUUUAAUGCAGAAUGCACUGCAGUGCAGAGGUUUUCAGUUUGAAAUUAAAGCACUUGAGCGCACCUUA
Siniperca chuatsi (mandarin fish) is the source of this 2662-nucleotide messenger RNA. RefSeq names its product ring finger protein, transmembrane 2 (gene rnft2). The transcript is spliced from 10 exons. The record is from RefSeq and is a predicted model, not a curated record. Gene Ontology annotation, biological process: positive regulation of ERAD pathway. Lineage: Eukaryota; Metazoa; Chordata; Actinopteri; Centrarchiformes; Sinipercidae. The coding region runs from base 174 to 1517 and encodes 447 amino acids. Gene Ontology annotation, molecular function: ubiquitin protein ligase activity.